Messenger RNA from Aspergillus eucalypticola CBS 122712, 2192 nucleotides. RefSeq names its product acetylglutamate kinase. Gene Ontology annotation, molecular function: N-acetyl-gamma-glutamyl-phosphate reductase (NADP+) activity; arginine binding; L-glutamate N-acetyltransferase activity, acting on acetyl-CoA as donor. Gene Ontology annotation, cellular component: mitochondrial matrix; cytoplasm. The coding region runs from base 33 to 2192 and encodes 719 amino acids. The transcript is spliced from 8 exons. The record is from RefSeq and is a predicted model, not a curated record. Gene Ontology annotation, biological process: L-arginine biosynthetic process. Lineage: Eukaryota; Fungi; Ascomycota; Eurotiomycetes; Eurotiales; Aspergillaceae.
CUCCACGCAUCUUCAUCGAGGACUAGCUAUCGAUGCAGACAGCCAUAAUGAUCGGAUCACUGCCUUCUUUGCACCACAACUGGUUUAUCACUACUGACCUUUGCAGUAUUACCUACAAUCCCCUUAGCCGAAUUCUGAGUACCAAUGACCCCAUCCGCACCAGAGAGCUCCUCAUGGCCGACUUUUCCUAUGCCGUGCUGUCAACCUUGGCCGUUGGGAGUGGCGACGACCCCCUUUGCGGCAACUUGGGCUGCAGUCGUCGCGUUUCCCGGCAUGCAGCAAGUAGCGCCACCUGCGAGACUGGUUGGUCUCUCGAUCGCUGGCUGAAGAAUUACAGGCCCGCUCUUACCCAGGAAAUUGGUGAUCACGAUUACCACAUGCUCUGGAUGGUCGUCCUGCUCCUUGCAGACCGGUACCUCGUACUUCAAGACAGCACGCUAGCCAACGUUCACCAGCAGUUCACAUACCAAUAUAGCUUCGUUAGCGGCUGGCUUCAACACUGGUCAACUCUGGAUGAAACGUAUCUGCUACAAGCCUUCACCCUCCUGGUAACCCUCGAUCAUAAUACCCUCUUCGACCUGAUCUGCGCCCAUGAAACAAGAAUCAUCCCACACCAAUCUCCGGGCGUCCAGCGCGGCAAGCAAUACGGCCCAGCUGUGUUCUUGCGCAUCACGUUUGCCAAUCACUCUUGCGCGCCCAAUGUGACGCACCAAGUCGACGACCUGCUGUACUCCUACUUUGACAUGUCUGAUUACGUUGAUCCAAAGGCACGUCGAAAUAAAACUCAGGCGUUGUUCAUUUUCACGUACUACCAGGUCUCCUCAACAAGAUCGACCAUUGCUCAAAUCCUCAACCACAUCGACUCCCAGCGAACUGCAGCACAGUACCUCUCCCACUUCACCACACCUCAGUCCCCUACACAGCAACCCUUCGCGGUCAUCAAGGUCGGCGGCGCGAUACUAGACACCCACCUUCAUACCCUCGCAUCAAGCCUCGCCUUCUUCAGUCGCAUGGGCCUUUAUCCCGUUAUCGUGCAUGGGGCCGGACCCCAACUCAACAAGAUCCUCGAGGAUGCAGGCGUGGAGCCACACUUCGAAGAGGGAAUCCGCGUGACAGAUGGCAAAACCCUAGCUCUUGCUCGGAGACUCUUCCUCGACGAGAACCUUAGAUUGGUUCAAGCGCUCGAGGAAAUCGGGGUUGAGGCGCGGCCGAUCACAGCAGGUGUGUUCCAGGCUGAGCACCUCGAUCAGAAGAGAUAUGGUCUUGUCGGACGGAUAACGAAGGUGGAGAUGGCGCCGAUUGUUUCGGCGAUGAAGGCGUCUUGCCUACCCAUUCUUACGUCUAUGGCCGAGACGAGGGAUGGACAGGUGCUUAAUGUGAAUGCAGACCUUGCGGCUAGUGAGCUGGCAAGGACAUUGAAGCCGAAGAAGGUGGUUUAUCUUGCUGAGAAGGGGGGCUUAGUGCAUGGGGUGACGGGGAAGAGGAUUGAGAGGAUUAAUCUCAGCGAGGAGUUUGAGGACCUCAUGGCACAGGAGUGGGUGAAGUAUGGGACGAGGUUGAAGAUUCGUGCUGUAGAGGAACUUUUGCGGGGGUUACCGGGUACGUCUAGUGUGUCGAUUGUCCAUCCCGUGGAUUUGCAGCGGGAGGUUUUUGCGGCCUCUGGUGCAGGGACUUUGAUUGAGCGCGGAACGAAGAUUUAUAGUACUACUUCUGCGGAGUAUAGGGAUGAGGAGAGGCUGGUACAUGCUUUGGCACGGCAGGGAGCUGGGGCCGACGAGGUGAGGUUUUGUGUGAAUGAGAUGCGGAGGAAUCGUCCGCUCAAGAUGUAUUUCAACGAUCCGUCAUCUCUGAGUCCGUUGGCCGUCGUCGCAUUUGGCUCUGGUGGCGCACCGCAUUUGAUUACGUUCCCGAAUGAGACUAUGGGUGCGGGUGCUGUUGCUGAUGAUAUGUUUGUUCGGAUCACCAAAGACUUUCCCCAGCUGGUCUGGAAUGUUCGUGAUGAUGAUGACAGGCUUGAGUGGUUUUCGGCUCGCGCAACGGGGAGGUUUCAGCAUGGAGGCUGGGUUAUGCUUUGGUACGGGUUGAAUCAACAGGAGGCCAGGCAGUUGAUAUUGGGGUUCCAGGAUGGUUAUGAGAGGGAUGGGGUGGGGUUGGGAACGGCUGAAGUCCAGGGACUCGCUGCUCAGGCAUGA